CUGGCCGGUGCACUCAACGCCCCUGCAGUCGGCCUGACUGCAGUCAGUCAGCUCAAACUGACCAACGGAAACCUUUCAUCCUCAGGAAAGAUGAUGAUGGUGAACGACGUCACUCUGGUGGAGUGUAAGAUCGAUGACAGCGACGAAGAGCAGAUGACCACUCCUCCUCCUCCUCCAGAGUUUGCGUCCAAAGCUUCAACUCCAGCACCCAAAUCUCCGACCCCUCCCUCAGUCCCCGUUACACCCGCACCCACCCGCCCCGUCAGCAGGGACCCCAAUGGCAUCAACAGGCACCUAAAGGUCAUUGCAGCUACUUUGUUGGAGCUUAUGGCUCUGGAGGUGAGCGACGUUCUGGCAGAACCGAACACACCUCACACCAUAGACGGAGUCUGGAUUUACAGCCUUUCUGGCUUCGAGAGGACUCGUAUCUGGACCUACCGCUGCCUCUCCCUGCUUUUUGCUGUGCCCUUGGCUCUCCUUUGCGGAGUUUUUCUGGCUAUUCUUGCCUGCCUACGAGUCUGGUACGUUGUGGCCAAGUCAUGUUUCUAGUUCCUUGCGUUCAGCUGAGCAACACCUUCCUCCCGUGCAUGCGGUCUUUGUGUAUGUGUGCUGUAAAUGUUUUCAUCUCUCCUUUUUGUGUGUCCGUUGCUCUGUGCUGCAGUCAAAUGGCAGUUUCACUGUCAAACAAGGACCCGGAUCAAAUAAGAAACAAAGACAAUGUAUGACUGAGAAGUAUUGAGUAAACUUGUGUGUAUAAAAAGAGUGAGUUCAGUGUGUGCUUUUAUGUCUUUUUCAUCUCAGAUUACUUAAUAUUACUUGUAUUUAUCGUUAUUAAUAGCUUUUACUAUUGUUAGUGAUCAAAAUUGUGCAUGUCAAAAAACUUUAUCAAGCUGUAAAUAAAGUAAUAAAGUACUA
Menidia menidia (Atlantic silverside) is the source of this 915-nucleotide messenger RNA. NCBI's taxonomy places the organism in Eukaryota, Metazoa, Chordata, Actinopteri, Atheriniformes, Atherinopsidae. The record is from the annotation of a GenBank genome assembly.